Danio rerio (zebrafish) is the source of this 1242-nucleotide messenger RNA. Lineage: Eukaryota; Metazoa; Chordata; Actinopteri; Cypriniformes; Danionidae. The record is from RefSeq and is a predicted model, not a curated record.
UGAGAGAGGGGGAAAAUCCUGGAGCUUUUACUUCCGGUAUAACUGCUGAACAACUGAUUACAGAGGAAUAAGUUUCAGAGUUAACAAAGUUCAAUCAUGGCACAUAUGUUUAAUAUCUCUGAUGAUUCAGAGACAGAAACAAUGGAAGACAGUGAAGACUCAAGCCUGGAUAAACACAAGAGUGGGUCGGCACAGAAAAAGCAGCACCUCACUGUUCCUGAUAGGCUGAAAGGAGAGCAACUGGGCAGACAGAGGAACCUCUCGAUGAAUGAGGAGGACUUGCUGGAAACUGGAGUUGCAGAAGAUCCUCAUAUGCUUGGGGAUCCUUUCAGGCCGAGAUCCCGCUCAGCUCCUCCUGCUUUGUGGGCAGCUAAGAAAUACGGCCAACAGCUGAGAAGAAUGAGUGAUGAGUUUGAUAAAGGGCAGAUGAAGAGAGUAAAAAGUGCAGGAACUGCGCGUCAGAUGAGUCAAUCGCCCAGCUGGUUGGCAUUUCUUUGGAGUCACAAAGAGUCUGAUGCGGAGUCGCGCCCCGCAGAGUGACUGACAGUGAAUGACUGAUGGAUGAAGACAGAAAAGAGAACUACUGUACAUAACAAUUGAUGGCAGAAAAUAAGGGUGCUCUGCUUUGAACAGAAGACAUAAUUCCACUGACUGGUUCUAAAGUCAGGAGCUGCACUGGGACCCUUGACUAUUGAAUAAGGCAUGAUCUGUUUCUCACUGGCAAGUGCAAUGGCCACGAAGACAACAAAAUGGAUUUCCUCAAGCUCUGGGAUUAUUAUGCAGUAAAUUUUAUAAAUGCGAAUGUAAACUUGCGCAAAGCACAGACUUUCUUUCAAUCUGCCGUAUCGGUUUUAAGAUGAAAUAUGUUCCAAUACAUAAACAUUAAAAACAUUAGAUAUCAUAUCUAACCGUAUUUUAGACAGUCAGCUGUACAAAAUCUGGUUUUACUGUGAAGGACCUUUGGACUCUUCAAAGGCCCAGAGUUAUCGUCAUCUCAGAGUCAUAAAAUGUCUUGGAAUUGUCCACACAAACAACAACACCAAUAAGCACAAGAGCCCAGACACAAAGAUGGGUAAAUACCCUAGACAGCAGGAACAGGGGACACCAUCGUUGCUGGUAUUACUUGAAUAUGACAGAUUUUAAAUGCCUUGUAACUUUUUUAUGAAGACAAUUAUUUUACUGUGAUGUAAUUUUUUUUUAUUGUUUGUAACCAAUAUAUUCUAAUAAAAACCUAAUAAACUA